AUGAGUGAAAACGAAUCACUAAUCGAGUACUUCUGUACAAAAUAUCCCAAAGUGGUUAUUAAAAAACCCAUCAACCCCUCAUGGUUUCCGCUACUUAAUUUAGUUUUUGUGAAAAACGUUGAAAAAUUAGGAGAACUGAACAGAUUUCUGGAAACUAUUUCAGAACCGAUCAAUCCAGUGAGUGAGAAUAUAUGGGCCUUCACUAAGUUUGGCAAUCCAAACGAGAUAAAAGUGGUGAUAGUAGGACAAGAUCCUUACUUAACACCAGAGUUAGGGGAUUCCAUAGGCUUCAGUGUGAAUAGUUCCAUCAGUGAUAUUCCACCGUCGUUGCAGAAUAUUUUAGACGAGGUGUGGGAAGAUGUGUCCAACUCCAUGUACGCUCCAUCUCUGAAAGGGUUUCCACCACAACACGGAUGUCUGGAAAAUUGGGCUAAGCAGGGUGUUCUCCUCUUAGAUUCUGUAUUAACAGUGACCCACAAUGCUCCCCAGUCUCACCGAAAUAGAGGCUGGGAGGAAAUAGUGGGUUCGAUGCUGACGGAAAUACAAAAUAUCGCGAAAAACAGUGAAGAAUUCGUUAUUUUCAUGUUGUGGGGAAGAGUUGCAUGGCAAAUGGAAAGCUAUGUGGAUACAAGUGGAGAUAACAAGGUUCUCAAAGCAGGUCACCCUUCCCCUAAUAACGAACUUGCUGAUUAUAGAGGGUGUAGGCAUUUUACAGCAGCUAAUUAUAUUCUUGAGCAAGCCGGAAAACAACCAGUGGACUGGUCGUUGUAG
Molecule: messenger RNA, 771 nt
Organism: Leptinotarsa decemlineata (Colorado potato beetle)
Lineage: Eukaryota; Metazoa; Arthropoda; Insecta; Coleoptera; Chrysomelidae
Product: uracil-DNA glycosylase
Biological process (GO): base-excision repair, AP site formation via deaminated base removal; base-excision repair
Cellular component (GO): nucleus; mitochondrion
Molecular function (GO): uracil DNA N-glycosylase activity
Source: RefSeq, a predicted model, not a curated record